UGGCUGAGUUGCUGUUGUUCCUAGUUGCUUCCACUUUAAUACAAUACCACUAACAGUUGACCGUGGAAUAUUUAGAAGCAAGCAAAUGUCAUGGAUGGAUUUUUUGCGCAGGUGGCAACCUAUCACGGUACCACGCUUGAAUUAACUGAGCUCCUGAAAGCGACAUAUUCUCUCACAAAUGUUUGUAGAAGCAGUCUGCAUGCCCAGGUGCUUGAUGUUAUACACCUGUGGCCAUGGAGGUGAUUGGAACACCUGAAUACAAUCAUUUGGAGGGGUGUCCCAAUACUUUUGGCAAUAUAGUGUAUGUA
Molecule: messenger RNA, 308 nt
Organism: Staurois parvus
Lineage: Eukaryota; Metazoa; Chordata; Amphibia; Anura; Ranidae
Source: the annotation of a GenBank genome assembly